AUGCCUCUGAGAGAAGCCAGCGACAUAACCAGAGCCAUAAACAUGAUUAACAAGGCGGUUAUGUCUCGGUUGCCCAUGCUUCUGCUCUCGACUGAUGCAAACAAAGCUUUUGACCGAGGGAACUGGGCCGUCAUGUUUGCAAUCCUGGAGCAUGCCUCCAGUGAGAAAGUGCUUUGUGUGCCUAUACCCCCAAAGCCUCUAGCAGAAACUGUAAUUAAUCUUACCUUAAUCCACAGAUUUGAGAGUUACUUUUUCCCAUUGGGACACAACACAAGUAUGGAGUUACAGUACUAUAUCGUGAUCAACCAAUGGUGCUAUGAACAUGUUGUGCCAGAUUAUUCAAAGGUCUUUCCUUACCUCAUCUUAAUUAACUCAACAGUUCUUUUGAUUGCCGGCAAUUUUUGGUUUAAAUUUCCUAUGACACGUUCAAAGAUUGAGCAGUUUGUUACUGUUCUUGGGAUGUGUCUUGCAUCUCCUUGGACCAUUAAAGCCCUUUCUAGGGCAGUGCAUGAGGAGUCAAGGAAUUAUGCACUUCCAUUAGAAACAAAGGCUUCAGAAAGUAACACUAAAGAUAAGGCUUUGGAAACCGUAGCUGAAUCUCCAGCCCCGAUUAUGCCAUCUGUCUCUCAGAUAGGAAAUCUAGAACAGUCCUUAACCACAGAACAACCAGAAGAUCUACCAAAGCCUCCACAAAAACGAGUCAAUUUCCACUUGGAAGAGGUCCAGAGACCACAAGCCAUCUAUAGGAGAUCCAAGAAGUUUAUGAAAGUGGUGGCAGGCAAAGGAACCACAGAGUCAAUUCUUGACAAGAAAGAAGGAGAGCAGGCAAAGGCUCUUUUUGAAAGGGUUAAAAAUUUCCGUCUUCACACAGAGAAGAAAAGCCUGCUUUAUUAUACGUACAAAAUGCAAGCUCUUUUCAGACUGUUACAAGCAACAGCCUUUUUGUCAUAUGUUACUUAUCAUACACCAGAUAUGAAAUUUCAGUUCCACUGUGUGGAGCCACAAAACAUUUCAGGGUACACCGAGUUCUCCUGUGUUUUUGUGCCUUGCAGAAUGUUUACCAUGUUGUCCAUCAUCUACCUGUUAGUACUUUUCAUCUACACCUUUAUAUUCCUCUAUACUCUAUACUGGAUCUUCUGUUACAAGUUACAAGAAUACUCUUUUGAGAUAAUCCGGAAAGAGACAAGAAUAGACGACAUCCCUGAUGCUAUCAAUGAUUUUUCUUUUCUUCUUCAUCUGAUCGAUCAAUAUGAUCAGCUUUACGCAUGGAAAUUUGCCAUCUUCCUAUCGGACGUCAGCGAAACCAAGCUGGAUCUAAUAAACAUGAAUAACUACUGGACCCAAGAGAAACUUAGGCAACGCUUAAGCAUCAACUCGGAAGGCAAGACUGAGCUUCGGUUACCAACUCUCCCUGGCAUCCCAGAAGAGCUCUUUCAAUUAGCAGAAGUUGAGGUUCUUAAACUUGAGAAGAUAAAAAGUGCAACUUUAUUAAGAGAUGUAUCCAACCUGAGGUUACUAAAAGAACUUUGGAUCAUGAACUGUAACAUAAAGUUAGAAACACGAGCUCUAGACUUUUUGAAGAAGAACCUACAUAUCUUAAGAGUGAAUUUCAGCAAUCCAGAUGAGAUUCCAUCGUGGAUGUACAACCUAUCAUCUCUUCGGGAGCUCUACAUCAAUGAUGACUUUCAUUUGGAAAUUAAGACCAGUGUUUCCUUACAGUCCUUUAAGGAACUUGCAAAGCUCAAGUCUCUUUCACUCAAACUACACACAUCUUCUGUUCCUUCAACUAUAAUACGUUUGGCCCAAACUCUUGAAAGCCUUACCAUUCAUAAUGGUGAUUUUAAACUGUCUUCUGUCUCAAUCUUGAAAAAGUUGACAAAUCUGAAACAUCUUAGACUCAACCAUUGCCAGCUGGAUCACAUACCCAGUUCUAUAUUCAGUUUAGUGAAACUCCAGGAGGUGGAUUUCAGCAAUAACAACCUGAACUUCCUGGAGGAACUGACCAGCCUACAGCAACUGAAGAAUCUAGUCUCCUUGAAUCUUUCCCACAAUAACAUAUCCUCUAUCCCUUCACAUAUUGCUAGAGUAUCCAGUCUUGAGAAACUGUUUAUAAACAAUAAUUAUCUGACAUCGAUAUCUUCAGCAGUCUUCAAAUUGACCAGGUUGUCCUGUUUAGACCUCUCAAAUAAUGAGAUCCACUUAUUGCCUGAAGAGAUUGGGAUACUUGUUGACCUGGAAUGUCUCUCAAUUUCUCAUAACAAGCUGACCUCCCUGCCCAAUCAACUUUACUCCUGCACAAAGCUUCACACCCUGAAGCUUUCCCACAACAAUAUUUCCAUAAUUUCAUCACUUAUUGGUGAGUUAACACAGUUAACCUACUUGGAUCUGCUGGAGAACCAACUGGAGAAACUACCCAUAGAACUGGAGAAAUGCACCCACUUAAAAAGGAACCAGUUGUUGGUGGAGAAUAUGAUCAUUGACACCUUGCCCUAUGAAGUGAGAGAAAGAAUGGAGAAUUGUUCUACUUCACGAAUGGAUGUAAGCAUCGAAGACUAA
Molecule: messenger RNA, 2556 nt
Organism: Bufo gargarizans (Asiatic toad)
Lineage: Eukaryota; Metazoa; Chordata; Amphibia; Anura; Bufonidae
Product: volume-regulated anion channel subunit LRRC8C-like
Exons: 3
Coding region: 1-2556 (851 amino acids)
Molecular function (GO): protein binding
Source: RefSeq, a predicted model, not a curated record